CCUCUCUUCUAAAGACCCUCUCUAAAACCCUUUGCGUCACUCUCUAGAGAAGAUCUCAGGUGCUUCAAUGGCGCUUAUUGAUUAUUAUUAAUCACUGAAUCUUCCAAAUUUGAUUUCGCAAGCUGAAUCUCUGAAGCCAUGGCGAUUCUGCUCAAAACAAUUCUCAAAAAUCAAACUUUGUUUAAGACUCUCUUGAAACCUCAGUUUGUCUCGCCUUUGAUUGUUUCCAGAAACUUUACAUCGGAAGAAGCUCAUAAGAAGCCACUCUCUGUUUUCUUCGAAGAGGCUGUUGGAUUAAGACCCAAAUCAGAAACGAGCGAAAUCGAAGAAGAAGAGGGCAACGAAUUGAAGAGAAAGCUUUUGGAAUUGGAGAGGAAACUCAUUGAACUGAAGAAAUCGGAACCUGUGAGAAAGAAGAAGCACAAGGGGAAGGUUUUGAUAUCAGAGAAAACAGAGCAAAACGAGAAAAGGAAUAAUCUUUACAAGUUGUUUAAAGGAGAUGAAGAGAAGGAGAUGAAGAAACAUAGUAGGGAAAAGGAGGACGUGAUUAGGGUUUAUAAGGAGCUUCCUAUAGAGAUGGUUUCGUUUGUGAGGCUUCUGCAUAAAGAAGGGUAUUUGAACAAGGCUAAUUUCAUUACUGGAGAAAAGUUGGAUAUGGGGAAUCUUGAUGAAGAGUAUGCUAGAACUUUUGUUAAGUUUGCUGCCGAAAGAUUUGGAAAGGAUUACCAGGAAAUAGCAAAGUGGUUAUCAGGUAGCGACCUGAAGAAGAUUGUGCUCUUUGGUUGCCCGAGUUUGGAAAAAAGGGCGGUAUUCGCUGCUAAAACAUUGCGCAACUUUUUCGAUAUCCAUGAGAAUAAUGUGUGUGAGAAAUGCGUGUUAAAAGAGAAGUGCAAGUUUCCAAACCAGAGUGUAUGGGAUGGCAAAACAAAGCACUUGCACUUGUCUGUUGUGAUGAAAGUCAUCACACUAUAUCCAUUAGACUUGGCACAUCCGAAGCUACAAGUUCCUCAAGAGGUACAAGACUCAGUCUCAAGAUUGCUGAUGGAGAUUCAGAACCUAAGCCGAACUAUCUGUACUCCUCUCGCCUGAGUUAAAACCCUAACAAAGAUUUAUUUGUUGUAGACAUCAAUUUAAUGUUCUUACAAAAUGGAAGUUGAACCAAAAAAACAAACUCUUAUGAAAAUGAACCCUUCACUUCCAUUUUUUACUUGCAACAAUUGCAACUGAUAAGGGUACACAUCCGAAUACUUGGUGUUUUGACC
This is a messenger RNA of Arabidopsis lyrata subsp. lyrata, 1262 nucleotides long. RefSeq lists its product as uncharacterized. The coding region runs from base 139 to 1089 and encodes 316 amino acids. The record is from RefSeq and is a predicted model, not a curated record. Gene Ontology annotation, molecular function: mRNA binding. NCBI's taxonomy places the organism in Eukaryota, Viridiplantae, Streptophyta, Magnoliopsida, Brassicales, Brassicaceae. The transcript has 3 exons. Gene Ontology annotation, cellular component: cytoplasm.